Symbiodinium pilosum is the source of this 4710-nucleotide messenger RNA. Lineage: Eukaryota; Dinophyceae; Suessiales; Symbiodiniaceae. The record is from the annotation of a GenBank genome assembly.
AUGCUUUCAUUGGUUGCCAGUACAGAGGACGACCAGCGACCGACAACUGACUACAAGAAGAAUGCGCUGGAUCCAAAUCGAAUUGCCAGAGUGCUCGUGGGGUCCUGCAGCUGCAAGAACAAUUGUUUUGGUUUGCUCACAGCUGCCAAAGUUUCAGAGGUGUGCCAGUUGUGGCAUUCAAUGUCAGAUGAGUCGCAAUAUCACUUCCUUAGUGCGCAGUGGGACUGCAGUGCUGAGAGAAAUGGACUGGACGGCACUGAUGGAGAGCAGCUGGCUCACCGCACGACUUGGUACUUUGCCGGCCAGCAAGUCUGCUUACCAGCUUUGUGCGCCCUUCUGGGUGUCGGAAACAAGGCAAUGGCGAAGAAACUGCAGGGAGUGGUGGACCAGCGCCGCAAACUCAACUGCCACGCGGACACAAAGGCCACAAGGCCUGCCGCGCAAAGAAAUUUGACUAGUAUGUUUUUCUUGGAGCUCUACCGCCAAAGUGCUGAAGAUCUGACAGAAACUUUGCAAGUGCAGCAUGUGGAUGAGAAUAUCUCUGCUGAUCAAGAUGGCAACGCUCCGGUCUACAUGCGUCAAGUGUCGACUGAAGCAGAGGUUUUUUCAUGGACACCUGAAGCAGCCAUUGUUCAAAACAUCAUGGCGUUGUCCACUGUAGACCUGUCCACUGUGCCAGUCCGGCACUUGCCGCCAGGCAAGCCCAUGAGCUUGUUCUGGCAAUUUCAGGCAUGGUGUGAAGCCGUGCAAAAAAUAGCUGGUGCAAAUGCAAUUAAAGUUCCGUCAUGGUCGACCUUCUGGAGAGUGUGGUGGGACAAGUGGUCCUAUGUGCUGAAGUUCCGCAAAGUUUCCCAGCACAAGGAAUGCAACACCUGCCAUCAGCUGCGUGAGAAGUUGCAUGGAAAGAAAGGCAGCGUCAAGGAGAAGAUGGAGCUUGCCCGAGACUGGCGUGAGCAUCUUCGUGCCCAAUACCAUGAUCGGCUCAUCUACUGGAGCCUUCGGUGGGCAUCGCGGGCCGGCUUGGGUGUCUUGUGCAUCAUAAUCGAUUCCAUGGGUCAAGUGAAGACGGCUUGGCCUCAGUACAAGUUCGCGCGCAAGUGGCAGACAUUGCUGCGAAGACGGGACGGGGCUUCCCCCAGCACCUUUGUGAUCCAAGCGGACAACACCACAGCCCAGAACAAGAACUCUGUUGUGUCACUCUUCCUGGCCCGCUUGGUGUCUGAGGGUAAGUUCUUGACCUGCACCUUAAACUUUCUGACAGUCGGCCAUACGCAUGAAGACGUGGAUCAUCUGUUUUCCCUGAUCCUGUCCACUGUCCUCCGUCCUUGUCGAUUUCAGGUGCCAGAUGACUUGGUAGCUCUUCUCCUGUCAAAGAUGGAAGAGUUUGUGUCCGCCAAGGGGGAAGAACUGUUUGUGGAGAAAGUGCUGCGCAUCAGGGACUUUGACGCCUGGCUUGGGCAAGUGAGAGUGCAGCUUCACAACUGUUUUGUUUCCCGGGGUGGAAGGCUGGCGGCCCACUCAUUUGUUUACAAAUGCCGCUGCCACCUGACACCGAAAGAGCUUGAGCAGCUGCCUCCCCAGCGGCGUGGUGUGGAAGAGCAUGACCAUGAUGUGUUUGCCCUCACCAAGGGAAGCAGCAAGGAUGAUUACAUCAAGAAGGUAGUGAAGCUGGCAGAUGCACUGGUUCCGGCCUUGCGUGAAAUUGCUAGACGUCUGCAAGAGGGCCGUGUUGCUGGGGAAGAUGAGAACAUGUACUAUGAGCAUUUGCCUGACACAUCCUGGCAGCUCCUGGCAACGUUUCACCGGAUGCCUCCUCGGAACAGAGUGGUGAAGAAGACCAUCUCUCGACUCUUCGGAGGCUCCUCGGACCCGGAGUCUUUCGAUUGCAUCCAUGUGGUGGACUUCAUGAAGCAGAAGUGGCCGGAGCCGCAGCAGCUGAAGAAUUGCUUGCAAGGGCUGUGUGACAGAGCCAAGCGGAUUGACCCCACCUGGAUGCACCCUGCUCCUCUGUCCACUGUUCCCGCACCGCCAGGGCCACACCAGGGUGCCGCUGAGGGAUGGCUGUUCAUCUGGCAGCUAGGGCAUGAGGAUGGUUGUUCCAUGAAGGGUCGACCCAACAUGGUCAACAUCUUGGAAAUUGCAUUCUCUAUCCUUGAGAAUGGUUUCAACAGUGUGCAGAAUGCUUUGGAUGUGCUGUUUCCUGAUCCAGCUGGGAGCCCCAUUGCAGACUUUUCUGUGAAGUUCAGUGUCGGCUUUGGCAGAUCCCUUGCCAUCAAAAUGAUCUUGGUGGCAAUCUUGGAUUUCGACAAUGAGGAGCUGCAGGCCUUCUUCCCUGUCCUCUGUUCACUGUUUGCGGUGAAGUUUACCAACAACCCGGCACCCAGUGAAGACAUGCAGAGGCACAGAAGCUUAGCAGCCAAGUUCCAAAUCAGCGAAAGUGUUCGGCCAGACCCCAUCCAGAUCUACCAUGUCUUGGCAGAGAGUUUGGUCAAGGCAGGCCAGGAUGUGUUCUCUGGCCUGCCGGCAAAGAUUAAGCAGUAUAACAGCUUGACAACGGUGCAGAGCCAGAACAUUUCAGACCUGGAGGCUCGGAACUACAAAAAUGCGGAGAGCGCUGCUCCCUUGAAAUUGUUUGGCCGGAGCGGUGUCUUCGGCUCAGACAUCAUCCCGCCAGAAGCCCAAGGUGUGUGGACGGCCAUCUUGAAGCCCAGCCCAGAGAAGAAUGAAGUAUACCUCAUGCUGCUCAUUGGGGUGUUUGCAAAGAACUUGAAGGAUGCACUGCGUGCGAAAAAGAAGCCAAACUUGCGUUUCCAGGCAAAUCGAUUUCGAUGCAGUGAUCCAGUCAUGGCAUACUACCAGGCCUGUCUUUGGGUCCACUUCCGGCCCGACAUGCAAAAGGAGAUGUCUACCCCUGACUUCGAGCAGUUGGAGAAGACUUUCCUUCGAGGUGGUCUCGACCGUGAACUCACAGAUCGUUGCAAGGCCAUGAACCCAAGUCUUAAGCUGGCAGACUUCCGCUUCAUCUACACAUUCAUUCCUUGGGCAGCCUUGCGACUCUUCAAUGCGAAGCUGGAGAAGGAUUCAAUUAUGUGGGUCAAGUGCUGUGCUGCUCUGUCCGACUACACCUCUUCCCAGAGAGUUGGCAAAGUGGAGUUUCUCCGCGCCCAAGACAGGCAGUUGGCAGAAGCCGUAGAGGAAACAACUCGGAUAGUUGCUGACGCAUGCGCCCACUGCCCAGAAAGAACAUGCGGCGUCAUCAUCAGCCCGAAUGUGGCUCGCUAUGGAGUGACAUAUGAAGAGAUGGAGAUCCUCACCGUGCAAGAUGAGACAGAAACUUUCGUCAGACAGCCAGAGUACAAUCUCAGAGUGCGCCGCGGGCAGUUCGUGUUCAAGCAUGACAGCAUCAACUCGCGCACCAGGUCUUGCGUCCACCCACUGCUCAUGUGCGUCAGUGACCAGGCCAACGCUGAGACUGGUGAGCUUGUGAGUUUGUUCACAGCCAGCCAGCUGUGGCGCCGGAGGGCAGUGAUUGACAUCAAAAUGAAGCCAAACAAUGAGUAUGUGGUGCCAGUGCAAGGCCAGACUGCCAUUAGUGUAGAAAAUUUGUCAAAGUCCCAGUUGCACAAGCAACACAUCAGCGGUGUCGAUCUCGUGGAUGAGCUGAAAGAGUCACUGUGGAAGGGAAUGAACCUCAGCCAGCAGCAUGGAGCAAUGUUGGUGGACUUGCUGCCCUAUGAUGACUCCAUCAUUAUGUCCACUGUCCAAGGUUCAGCCCGUGCAAGGCCAAAAGAGCCACAGGAGAUGGUGGCAACCUGCUGCUGGGCCCGAGGCGAUCAGGAUGCAGACAUCCGCAAGAAUGCAACAUGGCUGUCUGGGGUCAGCCAUCGUGGGAUGGAGCGGCUGGGGAGCUUGGCACUGCGCCAGUCUGCUUUGGACGAGUGGGCGCCUAAGUUUGCGCGCCUCAAAACAGACUUUGAGGCUGUGAUGGACAAGCACAACAAGGCGUUCAACUCAUCCGGUUGCCCCUACAAGGCCGAUGGCCGCAAAAGAAAUGCAGAAAGCACAGAGAUGGAGGAAGACGGCGAGAGCUUCCCUGAUGAUUGCGUCGUGGAGUCCCUUGAAGCCCUUGGCAAGCAGCAGGGUGCACUGUCCACUGUGCACAGUCACCAGCCAGAUGGCAUCAUGUCUGCCAAGAAGUCUCUUUUCCAGAUCUUCGGUGAGUAUCACACUGGGGAUGCAGAGAUUGCGAAGGCCACAAAGCGCAAGGCAUUGCUGUACACAUGGAAAAUGGAGUCGGGAGACUACGAGGCAGUUUGGGGCCACCUUUCCAGCUGGGACCCCCCAUUCCAGAAGAGCAUUGCGAAAUUCAGGCAGUUCGUGGAUUACCUCGCCGAGCACAAUGUCGUCACAUUUGAUGUGGCUUGCCAUGAAGUGUCAGGGGAGGAGCCAAAUCCGUUGCAAGUGAAAGAGGUUGAAAGCUGUGCCUUUGAGCCCAAGAAGUUGCCAGGGCGCACUGUGGCGGACCUCACCAAUUGCGGCAGCUUGAUGCAUUUCGCAUCAGUGGAUUGGGCCAAGGGCGAGACCACCAAUGGCACCAUGCGGCUGUGCAUGGUAUUGAAUUAUGAAGAUACUCAUCUUCCCAAGCAAGCCAUGCUGGAUGCUGACCAAGCCCAAGCGCAUUGUCAAGGGCAAGGGUUUCCGGCUGUGUGA